Caenorhabditis briggsae is the source of this 1164-nucleotide messenger RNA. RefSeq names its product Protein CBR-CUT-3 (gene Cbr-cut-3). The transcript has 4 exons. Lineage: Eukaryota; Metazoa; Nematoda; Chromadorea; Rhabditida; Rhabditidae. The record is from RefSeq and is a predicted model, not a curated record. Bases 1 to 1164 code for a protein of 387 amino acids.
AUGCAAAGGUUUACUAUCGGUCUCGGAUUGUGUUUACUGGCAGCGUCGGUGAGCGCGAUUCCAGUUGAUAACAAUGUCGAGGGAGAGCCCGAGAUCGAGUGUGGACCAACAUCCAUCACAGUAAACUUCAACACCAGAAACGCAUUCGAGGGGCACGUCUACGUCAAGGGACUCUUCGAUCAACAAGAGUGCAGAAAUGACGAGGGAGGACGGCAAGUUGCCGGUAUCGAGCUUCCAUUCGACACUUGCAACGUGGCACGUACCCGUUCGUUGAACCCCAAGGGAGUGUUCGUCACCACCACCGUCGUUGUCUCCUUCCAUCCACAAUUCGUCACCAAGGUUGAUCGAGCCUACCGUAUCCAAUGCUUCUACAUGGAAGCCGACAAGACCGUCUCCACCCAAAUCGAAGUCUCCGAUCUCACGACCGCCUUCCAAACCCAAGUCGUCCCAAUGCCAAUCUGCAAGUACGAGAUUCUCAACGGAGGACCAACCGGAGAGCCAGUGCAAUUUGCCACUAUUGGACAACAAGUCUACCACAAAUGGACUUGCGAUUCCGAGACCGUCGACACCUUCUGCGCCGUCGUUCACUCUUGCACUGUCGAUGAUGGAAACGGUGACACCGUUCAGAUUCUUGAUGAGAACGGUUGUGCUCUCGACAAGUUCUUGCUCAACAAUCUCGAAUAUCCAACUGAUUUGAUGGCUGGACAAGAAGCUCACGUCUACAAAUACGCCGAUCGCUCUCAAUUGUUCUAUCAAUGCCAGAUUUCGAUCACUGUCAAGGAACCACAUGAGGAGUGCGCUCGCCCGACUUGCUCUGAGCCACAAGGAUUUGGAGCUGUCAAGCAGGCCAAUCAGACCGCUCAGUUCUUUAGAGUUUUGAAGAAGAGAUCCGUUGAAGCUAUGGAGAAUGUGUUGGAUGUGCGCGCCGAGCUUACGACUUUGGAAGUUUUGGAAGGAGAUCUCCCAGCCUCUCUCCGAACAUCCGCUGAAGCUCUAGUCGCCUCCAGCGAAAUCGGAUACGACACUUUCGGCCAAGGAUUCUGCGUCAGCUACUUCGCCGUCUCCAUCGCCUCCGUCUUCGCCGGAUUCACCAUCUUCGUCGCCAUUUUCAUGACGUACAUGAUCGUUUCCCGAGUGCCACGAUCAAAGAAUUCUGACUGCUAG